Helianthus annuus (common sunflower) is the source of this 528-nucleotide messenger RNA. Its product is annotated as phospholipid scramblase 1-like. Bases 1 to 528 code for a protein of 175 amino acids. NCBI's taxonomy places the organism in Eukaryota, Viridiplantae, Streptophyta, Magnoliopsida, Asterales, Asteraceae. The record is from RefSeq and is a predicted model, not a curated record. The transcript has a single exon.
AUGUCCGUGCGAGGUGGAGUUCGGAUUGCUACUCCCCAUCCAUCUAGUGACAGCCAUUAUCCUCCACUUCAGGAGGAAGAAGACCCAUAUAAUGGUGGUCCGUCAAGCCCUCUUCCAGAUGUCAACUCAGUACCUGUGGUACCACCUUUGGAUUUCGAUAACCCGAUUCCUGCGUAUGCUGGGUCAGCGGCAUACAACCCAUUUGAGCAGCCGGCGCUCACCCACUACAACUACAACUACGGUUAUGCAGAGGUAGAUCCAUACCAAGUAGCUCGGGAUUACAAUGCCCUUCAUCCUGAAGGACCAUAUGGAGGGCCAUGGACUACUGGUUACCCGACUUAUGGGUACCAGCAUCAGCCACCUCCUCCGCCGGUGUAUCAGCCGCCUCAGCCACCGAUUCAGCAGGAAGUCCUAGAGAGGUUGAACCAAGUCGAGCAAGAAGUUUGUGAAGACCGCAGAGAGCGGCAAGGUUUCUUCAAAGGAUUGUCGGACUUGCUUAAGGGAAAGUUGAAGAGAAGGGGUCAUUGA